AUGGCUUCAAAUCAACAAGUUAGGAAGGGUUCUGCUACGAACGACGAGAAAGAUGUUCAGAUCAAUAGGGAAGUAGUUCCACAGAAGGUAGCUCACUUCAGUGCACUUGCCGAGAAAGCCGCCGGAGGAGAUCAUUCCGAUGAUACACCUGCCGUCGCCGUUUUCAACGAGGUUCCCACGAAAAAUCCCACCUCCGUCAAACCUAUUCCAUCCAGGUUCGACCGGGAUCAGACCCAAGAAGACCAACGUCCAAAACGAGAUAUCAAAAGCAAAGAGGAGGGAGAUCGACUAACUCCCGACGAGAUUACGAAUCUAAAACAAGACGCCCAGCAAAAAUCAGGGGAGGCGGUUAAGGUUCUUGGAGAGAAGUAUCAGCAAGUGAAGAACACAAUUGGUCGAGGCGCUGAAACAACGUCGCAAUACUUGACCGAAAAGGCAACACCUGUGAAGGAUACUCUAGCUGAUAAGACCAAACAGGCUAAGGAUACAAUCACCGCCGCUGCACAGCAGGCAAAGGAGAAGGUUGUCACAUCGGAAGCAGUAGUGCCUUCUUCAGCGGAAAAAGUGAAAGGUGCAACCGUGGGGACAGUUCAGAAAAUCGGUGGAUACGUGGGGGAGAAGGCGGUGGCAGCAAAAGACAUGGCGGUGGAGGCUGGAAAAACGACCGUUGGGUAUACAGGGAAAGUGGCGGUAGAUGUAAAAGACAAGGCGGUGGUAGCUGGAUGGGGGGUUGCGAAUUUCACAACCGAGAAGACUGUGGCGGCUACAAAGGCGGCUGCGGGUGCAGUAGGUGGAGUUGCUGGAUAUGUUGGAGAAAAGACGGGUGCAGCGAAAGAUACGGUGACCGGUUUCGUGGGUGAGAAAAUUGUGAACGCAAAAGAUGCUGUGGUUAGUGCGGAGGAGAGUUUAGCUGAGUAUACUGCGAGGAAGAAAGCAGAGGCGGAUAGAGAAUUGGGAAUGAAGAAGAAAGUUGGUGGUGGUGUUGGUGUUGGUGGUGGUGAUGAAGGAAAGGGAGAGGGAUUAAUGAUGAAGAAAGGGGAAGAUGAUAUUGAUGUAAUGGACAAGGGAGGGGAAGAGGGCGUUUUACAGGCGAUUGGAGAAACGCUGGUGGAGAUCGCUCAAGAGACUAAGCAGUUCGUGGUUGGAUCUGGCAAAGUAGCCAAGAAGGAGGAAUAG
Molecule: messenger RNA, 1176 nt
Organism: Impatiens glandulifera
Lineage: Eukaryota; Viridiplantae; Streptophyta; Magnoliopsida; Ericales; Balsaminaceae
Product: seed biotin-containing protein SBP65-like
Exons: 3
Coding region: 1-1176 (391 amino acids)
Source: RefSeq, a predicted model, not a curated record